AUGUAUUUUAGGACGAUAUUUGUUUAAUUUGCUAGUAAAUAAUAAGUUUGUAAAAAUGGUGAUGUUGUGGAAGUGAAAUAGUGGAUACUGUGUUUAAUUAUAUCUUAACUAAAUUCAAAUCAGUAGUAGAAUCAUCAUAUUUUUUACGUCCACGUCAGAAAGGAAACUACAUAGUUUGUUUUACAGCCAUUAAAAAUCAUGAGUAAAACACGGACUGCAGGAGAUGGCAUGGAAUCAGACGAAAUUGCCACUGAGGCAGUGCAAAAAGUUACUGGAAAGUCUACCAUUCGAACUGGAAGUAAAGACACCCUUCUUCCAGGCCGACUUAUUCAGGUUUACCCCACCAGUGUAGUUAGAGCAGAAAAGAAAAGGCAACUUAAUUCCAAAAGCCCCAAAUUUGUUCCUUAUGAGCCUUACCCAGCGGCUGUGAAGCCAAUAGUGCCUCAAACAGUUUCCAAGUCUAAGAAAUCUAAGAAUAACAUGGACAUCAAUGUACUUAUAUCCCAGAUGUCGCAAAUGGACACAAAGUUGAAUGAGUUCAAGCCGAGACCAAAGUUAACGUCCUCUAGUUCAGUAGAUCCUGCAGCCGUGGAUCCUGACAAACAUAACCCUGAGAAAGCUGAAAUGCAGGCCACUAUUGACAAACUGAUGGAAGAGAAUGAGUCUAUAAAGGAUCAGUUGAAACAGCAAGUACAGGUGAACAAAGAAUUGAAGACAAUGCUUGUGGCAUCCAUGGGUGAAGAUUUAGAGAUCCAGGUGCAGUCACUCAAUGAGGACAAGAAGCAUUUGGCCGAUGCCUUGCUGAACUCUGCUCAGCACUUGUCAACCCAUCAAGAGCAAACAGAAUGGUUAGCAGGUCAAUGUGAAGUGUGGAGAAGCAAAUUUCUUGCUAGCAGCCUGAUGGUGGAAGAGCUAGCAAACUGGAAGAAAGUUCUCAACGAAAAAACCGUAAAUUUACAACAAGCAAUAAAGCAACUGCUAGACGAGAGGUGCAGGACUAGAGACAUGAUGUUAUGCACCUAUAAAAACCUUUACAGCCUCCACGAGAAGUGGCUCGAGAACAUCGCCAUUUCAGAAUAUGUGGGCAACAAUAAAGUAUACAACCAACCGAUUGGGAAUCUUAACUUGAACACUACAAUACCACACUCUUCAAAUAUAAUUGAUUUAGCGCUGGUCAAUUUGAAAUUGUCAGAGAAUGUUAGCAGUUCUAAUGAGAAACCCGAUAUCAGCUAUCUCGAUAAUUUACCAACUGAGACGGAUGGCGAGAAACAUGCUGAGAAUAUAAUGGCCAUGCCUUUAGAAGUAAAGAAGGUGAGCGAAGAACCUGUGAACGCGUUGGUGCACCACGCGUACAACAGUAGCAGCAGCACUCCAAGACCUAUAGCUUCGUGUGUGCACUGCAACGGCAAAGUGCAGUUACUGUAAACAGUGGCGUAACUAGGCGUGGGCGAAGCGAAGGUCUCGCGCCUAAGGGGGCCCCACGGAUGCCAAUCUUUUUUAUUACAUUGGGAAUACAUAUUGAAAGAAAAGAGCAUCAGACAUGCGACUUCGCCCAGGGAGGCGAUUUUUUAAUUUCUAUCGCUCGAUUUCGUCACUCGAAAAUCGGUGUAAAAGGCCAAAUACUAAUUUUUGAAAUACGAGCGAUAGAAAUUUGGAAUCGAGUGGUAUAGACCACUCGUUUUUAAUUGUAUUAGUAUAAUUUAAAUGCCUAGUAGUGGAGAUAUUAUUGAACGAAAUACAUGAAAUCGAGCGGCCUAAAUUAUAAAAUCGGCCCCCAGGACUAAAUUAGUUCACACUACGCCACUGACUGUUAGCUUGGGUAGAAAAGAUAUUGCUUUAGAGGCUCGGAACUCCAGGCUUAUAGAUCA
Messenger RNA from Cydia splendana, 1868 nucleotides. RefSeq names its product golgin-45. The record is from RefSeq and is a predicted model, not a curated record. Gene Ontology annotation, biological process: Golgi to plasma membrane protein transport; Golgi organization. The transcript is spliced from 6 exons. Lineage: Eukaryota; Metazoa; Arthropoda; Insecta; Lepidoptera; Tortricidae. The coding region runs from base 199 to 1425 and encodes 408 amino acids. Gene Ontology annotation, cellular component: Golgi membrane.